AUGUCUGAAGAUUGUGGCAAUAGCAAAAAUGCAGAUUACAAAAAGGUGUUUGUAAGAGGUAAGUGUGUAUCAUUCUCUCCUUCUGUGAUUAAUCAAUUCUUGGGAAGAACAAAUGAAGCUCAAACCGAGCUGGAAGUAACAGACAACCAAGUAUGUCAAGUGAUCACAGCCAAGCAGGUAAAAAGCUGGCCCAUGAAAGAGAAGCUAAUCACAAGUAAGCUGAGCAUCAAGUAUGCAAUGCUUCACAAAAUAGGAGCAGCUAAUUGGGUUCCAACAAAUCACAAGCCCACUAUCUCAACUGUGCUUGAUAGAUUUUUGUAUGUUGUAGGAACAAAGGCAAAAUUUGAUUAUGGAACAUAUAUUUUUGACCAAACCAUGAAGCAUGCUGGAAGCUUCAGUAUUAAGGGUCCAAUUGCCUUUCCAUCUCUCUUGAGUGGUAUAAUUCUGGAUCAAUAUCCAAACAUUCUCAACGAACAUGAUAUGGUGUGCAAAAGAGAAAGUCCCUUGGCUUUCCAUUACAAACUAUUUAAGGGGAAGCAUGUUCUAGACAUUGUCAUGACAUCUGCUGAAACUUCCAAAUCAGGAGCAUCAGUCAGUAAAGCAGAAGUCAUAGCAAUCCUAAAAGAGACUUGCAAAGAAUUGGAAGCUAGAAAAAUGUCUCUUGAACAAAUGAUACGAACUCUAAAAAUGGAUGAGAAAGAGGAGUUUGCAGAUACAGAAGAGAUGGAAGAAAAAUAUGAUCAAGAAGUGGAGGAAAAAAGUGCUAUAGUCCUGCUGAUGACUUUGAGAAAGAAGGUUCUUCAGACACCUCAGCUGGUUCUGACUCUGAGCAGUAAUUGCAACUAG
This is a messenger RNA of Vicia villosa (hairy vetch), 846 nucleotides long. RefSeq lists its product as uncharacterized. Bases 1 to 846 code for a protein of 281 amino acids. NCBI's taxonomy places the organism in Eukaryota, Viridiplantae, Streptophyta, Magnoliopsida, Fabales, Fabaceae. The record is from RefSeq and is a predicted model, not a curated record. The transcript has a single exon.